GAGAGAGAGGUAGAUGGAGAAAAUGAAGGAAGAGGGUGCAGGGGAUGAAACCCAUGUUUUACUUUUCCCAUUUCCAGCUCAAGGCCACAUAAACCCAAUGCUGCAAUUCUGUAAGCGUUUAGCCUCAAAGGGACUCAAAGUUACCAUAGCCAUGACCCUCUUCACCAUCAAGUCUGCACACAAUAAAGUCAGCAAUAAUGUUAGAGUUGAAGCUAUAUCUGAUGGCUUUGAUGAAGGUGGCAUUAAGGAAGCUGAAAGCCCAGGUGCUUAUCUUGAGCGUUUCGAGGUCGUAGGUUCACAAAGCUUAGCUGAACUAAUCGAGAAACAAGAAAGCUGUGAUUCCCCUUUCAGGUGUCUCAUCUAUGACUCUGUUUUACCUUGGGCACUAGAAGUAGCCAAGCGAUUUGGCUUGGUCACAGCUACCUUCUUCACUCAGUCUUGUGCCAAUGAUGCCAUCUACUACAAUGUGAAGAAAGGGUUGUUGAGUAUUCCUGUAGAAGGACCCACUGUCUCCCUACCUGGAUUGCCAAUACUAGGAAUCCAUGAUCUACCAUCCUUCAUCUAUAACUGGGGUUCAUAUCCACAUUUUCUAGAUGUUUGUUUGAAUCAGUUCAAAAAUGUUGAGAAAGCAGAUUGUCUCCUCCUUAACACAUUUGACAAGUUGGAAGAUGAGGUACUGAAAUGGAUGUCAAAGAUAUAUGCAAUCAAGACAAUUGGACCAACUGUGCCAUCAAUUUAUCUGGACAAACGGGUAGAAGAUGACAAAGAUUAUGGUCUGAGUCUUUUUGAGUCAAGCAUGGAGACCUGCAUGGAUUGGUUAAAUAUGAGAGAAGCUGGAUCUGUUAUUUAUGUAUCCUUUGGGAGCGUUUCUGAACUUGGAGAGGAGCAGAUGGAGGAACUAGCAUUUGGUUUGAGGAAUAGCAAUCAUUAUUUCUUAUGGGUAGUGAGGAAAUCUGAGGAAAACAAGCUCCCUAAGAGUUUGGUUGAUGAGGAUAAGUACUUCGAGAAAGGGUUGGUAGUAGCAUGGUGUUCUCAAUUGGAGGUGUUGGCUCACAAAGCAGUAGGAUGUUUCAUGACUCACUGUGGAUGGAACUCGACAACCGAGGCUGUGAGUUUGGGGGUGCCGAUGAUCGCGAUGCCACAAUGGACAGAUCAAACCAUGAAUGCAAAGUUUGUGGUGGAUGUAUGGGAAGUAGGAGUAAGAGUUAAAUUGGAUGAGAAGGGGAUUGUUAGGAGGGAAGAGAUAGAGAAAUGUGUAAAGGAAGUUAUGGAUCAGGGAGAUAGAGGAGAAAUGAUUAAGAGAAAUGCUUUUAGGUGGAAGAUGCUGGCCAAAGAAGCUGUAGAUGAAGGGGGGAGUUCAGAUAAGAACAUUGAAGAAUUUGUAGUUUCACUUUUAUGUGCUUGAUUGUGUUGUUCUCAUUAAAGAAUUUGUAGUUGUUUCUUUUACAAGCACUUUAAUAUGGUUGAAAUUUAUGACAUUUUGUUG
Messenger RNA from Telopea speciosissima, 1486 nucleotides. RefSeq names its product mogroside IE synthase-like. Bases 14 to 1405 code for a protein of 463 amino acids. The transcript is spliced from 2 exons. Gene Ontology annotation, molecular function: UDP-glycosyltransferase activity. NCBI's taxonomy places the organism in Eukaryota, Viridiplantae, Streptophyta, Magnoliopsida, Proteales, Proteaceae. The record is from RefSeq and is a predicted model, not a curated record.